CACGUGGUGCGGGUCACGAGAUCCCCUUGCAGUGCUGACGCGGGGCUGGGUGGACGCUUAUUGAAUAAACUAAAGCGUAAAAAAUAAACACGCAACUUUUAACGCUCCAUCGCGGGGACCGCGGAUCAGCAUGUCACAGUAGCUACUCAUCCCGCGGAGAAGGCAAUCUGGCUGCCGAUGGACACGCUUAAAGCUACGGCUAGUUUCCUCACGGGACUUCUGGGCCCUUCUUGCGAGAUCGACAUUGUGUUGGAUGGAGCGGAGACCAGAAAGACUGCCGAGAUUAAGACCGAGGAUGGAAAGGUGGAGAAGCACUUUUUGUACUUUGACGGCGAGUCCGUCUCCGGAAAGGUGAACAUCACCAUGAAGCAGUCAGGGAAGAGGCUGGAGCACAAUGGCAUAAGGAUAGAGUUUAUUGGACAGAUUGAGCUAUUCUAUGACAAGAGCAACACCCACGAGUUUGUGAGUUUGGUGAAGGAGCUGGCUUUGCCCGGGGAGCUCACGCAGAGCCGCAGCUACGACUUUGACUUCAUGCAGGUGGAGAAACCCUACGAGUCGUACACCGGCACCAACGUGCGCCUCCGGUAUUACUUGAAAGUGACAAUCGCCCGCCGUUUGACGGACAUUGUGAAGGAGUACGAGCUUGUGGUUCACCAGCUCUCCACAUACCCGGAUGUCAACAGCUCCAUCAAGAUGGAGGUGGGCAUCGAGGACUGCCUGCACAUCGAGUUUGAGUACAACAAGUCCAAGUAUCACCUGAAGGAUGUGAUUGUGGGUAAAAUCUACUUCCUGCUUGUGAGGAUCAAAAUCCAGCACAUGGAACUGCAGCUCAUCAAGAAGGAGAUCACGGGUGGUGGUCCAAGCACGACCACAGAAAGCGAGACCAUAGCCAAGUACGAGAUUAUGGACGGUGCCCCCGUUAAGGGAGAGUCCAUCCCCAUCCGACUCUUCCUCGCCGGCUACGAUCUCUCCCCCACCAUGAGAGACGUCAACAAGAAGUUCUCUGUGCGUUACUUCAUCAACCUGGUGCUCAUCGAUGAGGAAGACCGGCGAUACUUCAAGCAGCAGGAGGUGGUGUUAUGGAGGAAGGCUCCAGAGAAGAUGAAGAGAAGACCGUACGCAUACCAUUACGAAUCGACAACUCAGGAUGCCCAUCAAGCUGAGAUAUGAUGUUUCACUGGCCAGCUCUUUCAUCUGUCUUGAUUAACCCAUCGCUACCUCCCAACUUCUUCCCCUUGUGUGUCCACGUGCAGGCUGUGUGAUUUGGAGGUUUUACCAAAUUAUUUUUUUUGCAUGAUUUGGACAUAAACACCGAACUUUCACAUUCCGGAACAUCCAUGUCUCAGUUUCCUCACUAUUUGAGACCUGGGAAACAUGGUGGUGAAAGUUCAUCUCGGUUUCAAAGUAAAACUGUGAGCAAAGUCAUUUCAUUUGGGUGUGUUUCUUAUGUGUUUGGCAGUACAUAUUCAUACGUAAAGUCAUGUUUUUGUUUUCUCAAGUAAUGCUUCAUUUUUCACAAACGUGUUGUACUUUGUUUUGCACAUUUUACUGAAUUAUCUUGAUCGUUUUUGCAAUUUUCGUUUUUCCCAUAAUCGGUUAUAAUCUAAAAGGUUAUUUGUAAUUUGUCCAAUUCUGAUUGUAAUGGUUAUUAUCCUUAUUAGUUUUUAACAAUAUCACAAUAAGGAACUUUGCUUAUGAUCAUGCGCUGUGCGAGGCACUGCGUCAUUUCGUUUGGAGGCUAUGCAUUAGCCACAUUUAAGAUGCAGGUUUAUUCGGUUUAAAAUUAGCCACAACAUUAAAACAUAGCACUUUAUGCCCACAAACAGUUUUAAAGUAUCAUGCAACGGCAAGCACAUCCUACAUUACCGUCUUUCAAUGAGAGAGAAAAAAUAAUGAAGAUCAUUUUGGUUUACAUUUUCUGUCUGUACUUGACAGUUACCACCGAAAGUGCAACAUUUUAUUUGUUAAAAAAAAGUGCAGCACUAAUGUCAGCCUAAAGAAGAUGUCGCAUAUUCACCGAUAUCCAAUGAUUCAUCUGCUGUGUUGUAUAUCAUCAGCGCUGCUGUGUGAUUACCCUGCCCGUGUAAGUCUUGCACACGUGUACUUAUUUAGAACCGCAUGCCCUCUUGUCAUCAGAUUCACUUUGUUACUAUCUUAAAUCACGUCCAUGGUUAUAUAUGUACCCUUGUCUGCAUGUUCUUCAAUCAAAUCGCAGUACUGUAUACCACUGAACCAUCAAGCAGUCGGCAAAGGUUAUAAAAAAAAGUUGUAUAUAUCCAUCAUAAACUUGUAUAAAACUCUAUCUUUAACAUACCACAAAUACAUAUUACCAAGAAUAGCGCCUGAAUAUCUGCGAGUUCAGUGACUUUAUUGACAUGCAGUUAUCGCAUAUUAUGCAUUUGUUUAAACCUUUCGAUCAUGCUCCAAACUUACUAUAAACUUGAUAUGAUGCGGUGUGUAUGCAUUCUCUCUGCCUACAUAUGCUAACAUUACAGCUAAAGUCAAUUGCUUGUAGUCAUUGGGCAAAGUCCAAAUCUCAUGUAUUUCACUCGAUUGUAAAACACUUGACUUGAAAAGGAAAAAUUUCAUUGUGACACUUGGUAUAUUGGGGUAUUAAUGGCAUGAAGGUCCUUGAAAAAAAUAUACAUUUAUAUAAAUGUUUAUUCAUGAGGAAGCCAUUCUUAAAGGGUGAUAGUGGCUCUUGACAGGUCAUUCUAAAACAAAAUUGUGCUGUAUUAACAAAGGUUGCGCUGCCAAUUCCAAAUGUUUUUGCCUUCAUUUUCUGAGCUGUUAUCAAAGCAUGCUUGUUAAACGCUUAAUAUGCAGUAUAAAAAGCAAAGUUUUUUGUACAUUGUGUGCCAGUGUAGUGGUUUUCUUGCUUAAAUGACACGCAGUCCACUACUCCACGCAGUAAUCGGAGUACGAGCAGUGUGGCUGGCUUUACUGUUAUUUAGCAACUGCAGAUUAAGAGCUAUGACUUAUGCCAAACGACAACACGUGAAUGGGAAUGAUUAUAUAAAUAUUGGCAACGUCAACUGCUAAAUAUAGGUAUUUGAGGCAUAUUUUUGUGUUAUUUCAAAUUCAACACCUUUCCCUUUGUUUCUGCAUUUUAUGCAAAUAAAAUUGCUAAUUGAGCAUUUUACACGG
Messenger RNA from Lethenteron reissneri (Far Eastern brook lamprey), 3147 nucleotides. It is a transcript of the gene VPS26A, whose product is annotated as VPS26 retromer complex component A. The record is from RefSeq and is a predicted model, not a curated record. NCBI's taxonomy places the organism in Eukaryota, Metazoa, Chordata, Hyperoartia, Petromyzontiformes, Petromyzontidae. Gene Ontology annotation, biological process: intracellular protein transport.